AUGGGUAAAAAACGAGUUCUUGUUGGCUAUGGAGUUGACAUUGACGCUGUAGCUGGCUGGCUGGGCUCUUAUGGUGGCCAGGAUAGCAUUUGGGCAGGAACGCAUGGGACUCGCAGACUUCUCAAGCUUUUUGAGAAGUACGGCAUCAAAGCGACAUGGUUUAUUCCCGGGCACUCCCUUGAGUCCUUCCCUGAGGAAUGUGCCAUGGUCCGUGAUGCAGGUCAUGAGAUAGGCCUCCAUGGGUACUCUCACGAGAACCCGACAGACAUGACCCUUGAGCAACAGCGAGAUGUGCUUCACAAAACCUACCAACUACUCACCAAUUUCUGCGGCAAACCUCCUCGAGGUACCGUUGCACCGUGGUGGGAGACAAGCACGGAGGGAACGGAGCUUCUUCUGAGCUAUGGGAUAGAGUAUGACCACUCAAUGUCCCACCAUGAUUGUCAGAUGUAUUGGCUUCCCGCAGAAGUCAAAUGGACAAACAUCGAUUACACGAAAAAGGCAGAGGAGUGGAUGAAGCCGUUGGACCAAGGGAAGCCAACCGGCCUGGUUGAGAUCCCUGGAAAUUGGUAUCUCGACGAUUUGCCACCAAUGAUGUUCAUCAAGAACUCGCCGAACAGUCAUGGCUGGGUGAAUCCAAGAGAUGUGGAGGAUCUCUGGAAGGACCACUUCGACUAUUUCUAUCGUGAAUAUGACGAAUUUGUCUUUCCCAUGACUAUACACCCAGAUGUUUCUGGCCGCCCCCACGUGCUACUUAUGCAUGAACGGAUUAUUGAGUAUAUUAACAAACAUGAGGGGAUCGAAUGGGUGACCUUUGAGCAGAUGGCGGAUGACUUCAAGAGCAAAAAUAACCCUCCUCAAGGUGCUGCGAUGCCGGCAUCUCCUGAAUCUGUGCAGAAGAAGUUCAGUUCCUGA
Molecule: messenger RNA, 915 nt
Organism: Ophidiomyces ophidiicola
Lineage: Eukaryota; Fungi; Ascomycota; Eurotiomycetes; Onygenales; Onygenaceae
Exons: 4
Coding region: 1-915 (304 amino acids)
Biological process (GO): carbohydrate metabolic process
Molecular function (GO): hydrolase activity, acting on carbon-nitrogen (but not peptide) bonds
Source: RefSeq, a predicted model, not a curated record